AUGUGCACCAACGGCUACGACAUGGACUGCAAGCGAGAGUGCCAUGAUGAGUUUACGGAGUGUCGAAGAUCCGGUACUAUCGACUACGCGGAUUGCCGAUCUGACAGGCAAGAAUGCUACGAACUCUGCGUUUGCCACCACACUCACCGGGAAUUUGUCAACAUUAAGCACCCAGUAAGAAGCUGCCCUCCACCACGAUCGAACGAAUGCGACUUUGUGAAGCAACAGCUGACAGUGGCACCUGAUUUUUUUCACCAUUCCGAGUGGCGAUGCGAAUAUGAAUGUCUCACGAAAGCUUGA
This is a messenger RNA of Oikopleura dioica, 300 nucleotides long. The record is from the annotation of a GenBank genome assembly. NCBI's taxonomy places the organism in Eukaryota, Metazoa, Chordata, Appendicularia, Copelata, Oikopleuridae.